AUGUACUAUGAUUGCUACCUAGCCAUCUGCCAGCCUCUUUGCUACCGUGUCCUCAUGACUGGCCCCCUUUGCAUCAGGCUAGCUGCUGGCUCUUGGUUCUGCUGCUUCCUCCUUACAGCAAUCACCAUGGUCUUGCUAUGUAGACUAACCUUCUAUGGACCCUAUGAAAUCGAUCACUUCUUUUGUGACUUCACCCCUGUGGUUCAUCUCUCCUGCAUGGAUACCUCAGUGACUGAGACCAUUGCCUUUGCCACCUCUUCUGCAGUAACUCUGAUCCCAUUUCUCCUCAUUGUAGCCUCCUACUCCUGCGUCCUUUCUGCUGUCCUAAGAAUCCCAUCUUGCACAGGCCAGAAAAAGGCCUUCUCCACCUGCUCUUCCCACCUCACUGUGGUCAUGGUGUUUUAUGGGACACUGAUUGCCACAUACCUUGUGCCCUCAGCCAACUCAUCCCAACUCUUGUGCAAAAGGUCCUCUCUGCUCUACAUCAUCCUGACACCCAUGUUUAACCCUAUCAUUUAUAGCCUGAGAAACAGAGACAUCCAUGAAGCUCUGAAGAAGUGCUUGAGGAAGAAGUCAGGUGUUUGCCUUAGGUAA
This is a messenger RNA of Gorilla gorilla gorilla (western lowland gorilla), 594 nucleotides long. Its product is annotated as olfactory receptor 1468-like. The transcript has a single exon. Gene Ontology annotation, cellular component: membrane. The record is from RefSeq and is a predicted model, not a curated record. Lineage: Eukaryota; Metazoa; Chordata; Mammalia; Primates; Hominidae. Gene Ontology annotation, molecular function: olfactory receptor activity. The coding region runs from base 1 to 594 and encodes 197 amino acids. Gene Ontology annotation, biological process: G protein-coupled receptor signaling pathway.